Molecule: messenger RNA, 1356 nt
Organism: Hemicordylus capensis (graceful crag lizard)
Lineage: Eukaryota; Metazoa; Chordata; Lepidosauria; Squamata; Cordylidae
Product: RNA-binding protein 25-like
Exons: 3
Coding region: 178-1218 (346 amino acids)
Cellular component (GO): endoplasmic reticulum
Source: RefSeq, a predicted model, not a curated record
UUGUGACAUCACUGUGACAGUUGGCCUGGAAUGUGGAUUACUUGAAUGGCCUGGUUUUGCAAACUGGGACAUCGGGUAUCGAACGGAGAAAAAGACACUGGCUGACAAAUUGUGUCCCUGGUUAUACUGUUGUCAAGCUGCCUCUCUCAUUUCUCUGGCUCUGUGCCUCAGUUCUCCAUGGAUGCCGAUGCAUCUGCACCUGCAUCUUCACCAAUGCCUGCCAUUGUGCAAGAUACCUUGGCUAAUGGAGACCAACGGACACCACUGGAGAGCUGGCGGCAGACAGAAGCUGCCAACAACCCUUUGCAACUAGAAGUGGUUGCCCAAGAAAAGGAAAAGAGUGAUCACGUUAAGGAAAAGGAGCAAAGGAGCACCAAGCAGCCCCCUGAAGCCAGUAACGAUGCUGAGAAGAUGCGGCUCGACUUUGAGCUGGCCGUGCUGAAGCACCAGCAAGAGGAGAACGAAAAGCAACGGCAACAUGAGGAAAAGAUGGAGCACUUCCGCCUGCAGUCGCCAUUCAGAACACCCACUAGAGGAGAAGAGGAGCCGCUAGGCGGGAAAUUGGACCCCAUCACGGAAAUUGAGUUGGAGAAAAUGCGUAUGGAGUUCGAAGUGGCCAAGCUGAAGCACAUCUCUGAGGAGAACGAGAGACAACGGCAGCACGAGUGGAAGGUGUACGAGGACAAGGAGAAGCAGCGCCAGCAUGAAGAAAAGCUGGAGCAGAUGCGCCUGCGGCAGGGAUCUUUCCGGCGCCAGAAGGCUCCUGGCGACAAUGCAGAUGCCACAGCCAUGGUCUUUUCUGAGGAAGGGAAGAUGAGGAUCGAGCUUCAACUGGCUAUGCAAGUAUACCUGCCAGAGAUAAACGAAAAGAACCCACCCAGUGAACUAAGUGGGCAACAGCAAAGCUCCAUGACAGAGAAGCAAGUGGAGAAGAAGCAUGAGGCCAGAAAGCUGCCAGACCUCUCGGUGCAGCAGGAGAAUGACGGGGCGACCAAACACUUAGGCAUGCAGGUGCCCCCCAUCGUGGUCAGUGCAGCAGAGCCGGAGUGGUCCAGCAGCAGGUUGGACUUGGCCAUUGAGACCGAGCUGGAGAAGAGGCGGAUGGAGUUUGAGCUGACAAGGCUGAAGUACGAGCACGAAGAGAACGAACGGCAACGCCAGCAUGAGGAGAAGAUGGAGCAGCUGCGUCAGCAGGCACCACCCAAAGAGUCUGAAUGAGGAAUCCAUGUCCUGACCACUGGCUGCCUUUCCCUAAUAUGCUGGGUUAUCAGUGGAUAGACACAGAGGGCCUCUUCCUUAUCACUGUAAACCUCGUCUCUGUAUUGCCAGUUGUACAUUAUACUUCAUUGAAAUGCU